CUCUCAUCGACGACUUGACCAAACAUCAAACAUGUCUUCCCACGCCACCAAAGAGCCCACAGAAUCUGCACCUACACCACGAGCACGUGUAACAUCCGCGGCAGGGAAUCUCUACGCGCCACGUGCCCUACCCGUUCUUGUCGAGGCUUUCGAGGCCGAUCCCAACUUUACCUAUUACCUGAACAAGGUUCCCAAAGCAUCAAGACAAAAGAGCCUUGAGAAGGUCCUAGAGUUGAUGCUGAUGAUUGGUGAAUCAAACAACGCCACAUUCUAUGAGUCCGGUGCCUUCGACCCCAGCGUUGGAGAGAGCCCUGAACCACUAUUUCAAUCAGCAGCAGUCGUCAUGCAACCAGGCAAAGCAGCCACCAACUUCGGGCUCCGCGGUUGGAUCAAGCUGAUACGGCAAGGGGCAUUAAAACUCGUUUGGCGAGCUGGUUUGAGCUUUUUCAAGAAGAUUCUCGUCGAAUACCCCUCUAAUGCCGAGCAAGUGAAGAAGUCCGUUUUCCUGGAGAACGAGCCGUACUACUAUCUGCUCAUCAUUGGCACUGGGACUCAACAUCGUGGCAAAGGAUUGGCAGCGGCGAUUAUCAAAGAACACCAGGUCAUCGCGCAGAAGAAGGGUCUUCCUAUGUAUCUGGAAGCGAGCAACAAGGGUGCCGCAAGAGUGUAUGAAAAGUGCGGAUUUGAGCACGUCAGCGUGGCGCCGGAGAAAGAGUUCGUGGUCGGCAAGGGUGAGUGCGAUGCAAACGGCGAGAGGGCAACUGGCAAUCAGGCGGUCGGAGUGAGGAUGUACCCCAUGGUAUGGUGGCCACAAGGCUAUGUUCGAGGAAAAGCUGCGCGCUUGUAGUCAGAUUGUAAAUGAUACCCCCUCUCAUACCA
Parastagonospora nodorum SN15 is the source of this 879-nucleotide messenger RNA. RefSeq lists its product as hypothetical. Bases 32 to 847 code for a protein of 271 amino acids. The record is from RefSeq and is a predicted model, not a curated record. Gene Ontology annotation, molecular function: acyltransferase activity, transferring groups other than amino-acyl groups. Lineage: Eukaryota; Fungi; Ascomycota; Dothideomycetes; Pleosporales; Phaeosphaeriaceae. The transcript has a single exon.